Messenger RNA from Meriones unguiculatus (Mongolian gerbil), 3483 nucleotides. It is a transcript of the gene Spats2, whose product is annotated as spermatogenesis associated serine rich 2. Gene Ontology annotation, molecular function: protein binding. The transcript is spliced from 13 exons. Lineage: Eukaryota; Metazoa; Chordata; Mammalia; Rodentia; Muridae. The record is from RefSeq and is a predicted model, not a curated record. Bases 959 to 2590 code for a protein of 543 amino acids. Gene Ontology annotation, cellular component: cytoplasm.
AUGUCAAAGUGCCAGGGGGAAAAAAAGUUUUUAUUCCAUUUAUACCUUCUACUCUUAUACUUUCCCUGAAAGGAACAGGUUCUGCGGCCGGGGGCCGUGCCUCUGCUCGGAACAGAGUUGUGCAGAGGCCCUCGUGGGUUUGGAACAGGCUGAGUCCUCAGGUCUUCUCGGUACUCAAAGUCCAAAUGGUGAGUGCCCUGUCACACUCUCAGGAUCAAAGGAUCUCAACGUGGGAACGGAAAUAUCACAGUCUGCCUUGCCCCCUGUUUUGAGCUGAAUGUCAUAACACUGUAAAUGAUGUGUUGGGGUACUGAGGGAACAGAUGACAUUGUUUUAAGGGGGUUUGUAGACCGGGACGGCCUGGAACUCACAGAAAGAAACGCUCGCCUCGCCCCCGGUCCUGGAACAAAGGCCUGUGCGGUCAUUCGUCAAAUGUCAUGGUUAGUUUUAAUUGUCAACUUGACACUGUCUUGAAUUGCCAGAGAGACUCCCUGAAGGGUUGUCUAGAUCAGGUUGGACUAUGGGCAGCUCUGUGGGAGACCUUCUUAACUGAGGUGGAGAAACGCAGUGCCGUUUUCACGUGCUGGACCCAGGGCGAGAGGGAGAGGAAACAACAAGCUUGGCGCCGGUGUGCGUCCACUCAGCACCCUCUGCUCCUGAUUACGGCGGAGCCUGCAUGACGAGCCUCCAGCUCCAGCCUUCCCAGACAUGAUGGACUGUGCUCGACCUAAUCUCCCUGGAAAAAGACAUGACUGUUUGCAAUGAUACAUCCUGACAAGAAGUUGCUACCAGAAAAGGAGAAGAAAUUAACAGCUAGUGAACAGAAUUUUAAACAACCAGGAUUUUGUAUUUAUCCAACUACAGACUUCUGUUGCCCACUUUUAAAUUAGCAGGAGUCCCAGAACUUGGACAAAGAUAUUUUCUUCUUUUUUUUCCCCUUGAGCGUGAGAAAACUGCAAUGUCUAGGAAACAAAGCCAGAAGGAUUCAUCAGGAUUCAUUUUUGAUUUGCAGUCCAAUACUGUACUGGCCCGGGGAGGCACUUUUGAGAACAUGAAGGAGAAGAUAAAUGCAGUGCGUGCAAUAGUUCCUAACAAGAGCAACAAUGAAAUCAUCCUGGUUUUGCAGCACUUUGAUAACUGUGUGGACAAAACAGUACAAGCAUUCAUGGAAGGUAGUGCCAGCGAAGUGCUCAAAGAAUGGAUAGUAAAAGGCAAGAAAAAGAACAAAAAGAAGAAAAGCAAACCAAAACCUGCGUCAGAAGCGAGUAGCAGCGUCCCAGACUCCAGUAAGUCUGUGCCCGUUCAAGAGGAGCAGCCUGCAUCCUCAGAGAAAGGAGACAUUAAUGGGUACCACAUUAAUGGUGCCAUCAACGACGCGGACUCUGCAGACUCGCUCAGUGAAGGUUUGGAGACACUUUCAAUAGAUGCCAGAGAACUGGAAGAUCCUGAGUUUGCCUCACCGGAUACACUGGAUAGAACUGGCUCCGUGCUGGAGAACGGGGUCUCUGAGCUUGAGCCCAGGACUACGCACUCUAUUCCGAAUGUCCAGCAAUCCCGGAACGCCGCCAAGUCUCUCUCCAGAGCUGCCACAGGAACUCAGGCUUCACAUCUGGGGAUGGAGAAUGUUCCACUCUCUUCCACCAAUAAAAAGCUAGGUUCUAAUAUUGAGAAGUCUGUGAAAGACCUCCAGCGCUGUACUGUGUCUCUUGCGCGGUACCGAGUUGUAGUUAAAGAAGAGAUGGAUGCAUCCAUCAAGAAGAUGAAGCAAGCUUUCGCUGAACUGCAGAGCUGUUUAAUGGACCGAGAAGUGGCAUUGCUUGCUGAAAUGGACAAAGUGAAGGCUGAAGCAAUGGAGAUCUUGCUCAGUCGGCAGAAGAAAGCAGAGCUUCUGAAGAAGAUGACGGACGUGGCCGUACGGAUGUCGGGGGAGCAGCUGGUUGAACUCCGGGCUGACAUCAAGCACUUUGUUAGUGAGCGGAAAUACGAUGAAGAUCUCGGGCGAGUAGCGCGCUUCACCUGUGAUGUGGAGACCCUGAAGCAGAGCAUCGACGCUUUCGGACAAGUGUCCCAUCCAAAGAACAGCUAUUCAACCAGAUCUCGCUGCAGCUCAGUGGUACCUGUGUCCUUGGGUGGCCCAAGUGAUGGCUCUGCUGCUUCCUCUUCCUCUGGUGCCUCUGCUCCCAGCCUUACAGGUGCUAACAAGAGAGGCUGUGCCCCGGGAGAGGCUUCUGCAGCCACGACCAACUCCAGUGAGCAGCCCUGCCAGGCCCGGCGGGAGGUGUUUUCAGGCAACAGGAGAGGAGGACAAGGCUACAGGCCACAAAGCCAAAAGACCACUGACCCCACAAGCCAAGGGCAGCCCGACAGUGUGGGUCGCUACAGAAACAGCUCACGGUACUCCUCUGGAUCCAGGCAUCAGAACACUCCACCUCAGGCCCCAGGAAACACUAGCGAAUGGAGCCAGGCUUACUCUGCAGGGACCAAUGGAACUGGAGCCAGCAUGGCACCUAGCCCACCCAAACCUUCGUUCAAAAGGGGGCUCCCCCAGCGCAAACCAAGGACCUCUCAGGCUGAAGCUGUGAACUCCUGAGGGGUUCCAGUGGGGCUCUCUCCUGUCUCAUCCAGCGCAAUCUAAUAACUGGACUUUAGGAAAGGUAUACUUAGAUUUAAUAACAAAAAGAAAUUUAUGCAUAUCACUUUGGGCCAUCCUAAAUAUUUUCAGUUUCUUCUCUCAUUAUUUUUUGAGGGAAAGCUUUCCUAGUGGUAUGGACUGACUCUGGUUGGUCGUUUUCACCAGGAACCAGGGCGACUAUUGCCAGUUUUCCCAAGUGUAAGCGACCUUCUUCCCAAUGCACAGUCUUCCAGCCGCCUGAAGAGGCCUUACUCAGCACGACGCGCCCCCCCCCCCUGCAGAGGCCGCCUCGGAGGCCACGUGCCAGCGCUAGUCCCUGUCCCAGCCGAAGCGAGGCCCGAGGCGCCUGCCAGCUUCCCCCUAGAUGACAGUUCGAGUAGGGCCGGCAAUGCAAGGAUUUUACACAGUGCCAGCUUAGCCAGAAAAGGGAAAUAGAUGUUGAUUAUGAACAAGGGAGAACACUAGAACGUGUUUGAGAGCCCGCCUCUACUUGGAACGAGCCUGAGAUUUGACCCUUGCGUUGGGGUCUCAGUUCCGUGCUUGGCACUGAACCUUAACCUGCGAUUUUUUUCCAAAUGCCCAAAGCCUGUUUCCUUUUUUAGGCUGCAACCCGGUCUAAGGAACUCUAUGGGAAAGUAGGAUUUUAAGCUUUUUAAAAGAAAAAAAAAAAUGUUUUUCUUUGUUGCAGUGUUUGGAGAUUUUGUUCUUUCUCUUUCCUGAAUCCUGUUAUAUGAACCAAAUUUAUAGUAAGAUAAUUAGUGUCGCUCUAUGGUGUUACCCCUCGCUUGUUGCCCCAUCUUCAUAGGAGAAUCAAUAAAGCAGCCGCGUCAGCGCUCCCAGGUGUCACAGCA